Molecule: messenger RNA, 2133 nt
Organism: Oryza brachyantha (malo sina)
Lineage: Eukaryota; Viridiplantae; Streptophyta; Magnoliopsida; Poales; Poaceae
Product: NLR family CARD domain-containing protein 3
Exons: 17
Biological process (GO): nucleocytoplasmic transport; activation of GTPase activity
Cellular component (GO): nucleus; cytosol; perinuclear region of cytoplasm
Molecular function (GO): small GTPase binding; GTPase activator activity
Source: RefSeq, a predicted model, not a curated record
CCCUUCCGCUAUGCCCCGCGCCGCCACGUCUCCCUCCGCGCGAGGCCGCCGCCGCCGUUGUCGUCGCCCGUCGCGUCGCCGCCCCGCGCUGCGCGCGAGGUGUUCGACGGAGGAGCUCACAGCCGGGACAGGCCUCCCGGGGUCGGCCGCGGGGGCGCGCGCCGGAGGGAGUACCGCGUGGAGCAGGGGGAGCCGGCAGCGCCUCCUCCUCCCGUGGCGGCCGCCGCCAGGGGCGUCUUACCCUACGUCGUCCCUGCAGGGGCGGUCCUCGCACUGAGCUUUGUCAUAUGGAGGGUGGUUCAGAAUUUGCUUCCCGGAAACACAAAAGACCAGAGUUCUGGAGAACCUAAGUCUUCUGGGAUCAUGUGGUCCUUCGCUGCUGGUUCCAAUUUGUCAACAUCAACAAGCUUUAAUGCUGAAAAGGAAUCAAGGAAAAAUUUAAAUAAGUUCUACAAGGAAAUCAGGACUCUGAAAAAUGUUAACAUGGCAGGUCGUCAAUUUGGGGACGAGGGCCUGUUUUUUCUAGCAGAAAGCCUAGCCUAUAACAAGAGUGCAGAAGAGGUUGACUUUUCUGGUAAUGGGAUAACAGCUGUUGGAAUAGAAGCCUUUGAUGGCAUUCUUCAGAUAAAUACAGCUUUAAAAUCUCUCAACUUAUCUGGAAAUGCCAUUGGAGAUGAAGGAGCUAAGUGUCUUUCAGAUAUAUUGGUCGAAAACGUAGGUAUUCAGAAGCUCCUAUUGAACAGUACCAAUAUUGGAGACGAGGGGGCAAAAGCAAUUUCGGAUAUGCUGAAAAAGAACAAAACAAUACGUACUUUACAACUCAGCAACAAUACAAUAGAAUACAGCGGUUUUGCAAGUAUUGCAGAAGCACUCCUUGAGAAUAAUGUGCUACGGAGCUUAUAUCUCAAUGGCAACUAUGGUGGUCCUCUUGGUGCAUCCAGCCUAGCAAAAGGAGUUCUAGGGAACAAGACUUUGAGGGAACUUCACUUGCAUGGCAAUGGAUUUGGGAAUGAGGGAGUGCGUGCAUUGAUGUCAGCAUUGUCUUCUCACAAAGGGAAAAUAACAGUUUUGGAUAUUGGCAACAACAACAUCACCUCUGAAGGUUCUCUUCAUGUUGCCGAGUUCAUCAAAAGGACGAGGUCUUUACUAUGGCUCAGUCUAUACAUGAACGAUAUUGGCGAUGAGGGAGCUGAGAAGGUUGCAGAUGCUCUGAAACAGAAUAAGACAAUUUCUACGGUUGACCUGGGUGGUAAUAACAUUCACUCUAAAGGGGUUAGUGCAAUAGCUGAAACUCUGAAGGAUAAUUCAGUGGUGACAACAUUGGAGUUGAGCUAUAAUCCGAUUGGGCCAGAUGGGGUGAAAGCUCUGUGUGAUGUUCUCAAGUUCGAUGGGAAAAUCCAAACCCUUAAACUUGGUUGGUGCCAGAUAGGUGUGCCAGGUGCAGAAUUUGUUGCCGAUUGUUUGAAGUACAACACAACAUUAUCUACGUUGGAUUUGAGGGCAAAUGGACUUGGAGAUGAAGGUGCUAUCUGCUUGGCACGAAGUUUCAAGAUCAUCAAUGAAUCUUUGACUUCACUUGAUCUGGGUUUUAAUGAGAUUAGAGAUGAUGGAGCGUUUGCAUUGGCACAAGCACUCAAGUCUAAUGAAGAUCUUGCAGUCACAUCACUAAAUCUUGCAAACAACUUCUUCACUAAAUUUGGACAGGUUGCUCUGUCUGAGGCACGGGAUCAUGUAUAUGAGAUGAGCGAAAAGGAAAUAGACAUUUACUUUUAGGUCUUAUUGUUUAUCUUUGCAAAGUAGCUUAAAAAAAUGGUCUAAACCAUGGCUUCUGCUUGGAAGUCAUGCUUUCUGCAUCACUAGCCACAUAAUCAUGGUCUUUUUGGCACUACUUGAAGAAAUCAAAGAAGAACAUGGGGAAGAGCAUGCUUUAUGCUUGUCAUAGAAAAUUUUGGUAAACUAGUUAACUCUGUAGGCUAGUCAUUGAACUGUCCAUAUGCAUUUUUUGUGGAAGCAUUGAUCAUGAAUAGAUCGAUUGAUUGGAAUGAACCAUAUGAUGAACAUAAUAUAUUACAUUAUAAUGUCUUCUCUCUUUGCAUGUCUGGAUUUUGUGCAAGAACCGCUCUUAUACUAGUU